UGCAUCGCUCGUAUUCGCACAGUAAUUAAAAGAGUGAAUAUAUUGUCGAAUUGUUUUGAAUAGAAUUGAGCAAAUGUCGCGAACAAUUUAUCUAUGCUGGCUAGUUUUAUUUGCCAAACUCUUUAACGGUGUAUAUUCGUUCCAAAUGAGCACAAAGAGCUCCACCGAAAGUUUCUCUUCCGAAAGUCGUGAUAAUAAUUUGAUUUUUGUACAUGUUCUUUGUCGUCAUGGCAGUAGAAAUAUUUUAAAACCAUAUCCAAAUGAUCCGUAUAAAGAUUUGAAAUUUUGGCCCGGAGGAUACGGCGAAUUAAAUCAGAUCGGAGUGCAACAACAUUUUGAAUUGGGUGGAUAUAUACGAAGACGAUAUUUUGGCCUGUUUGGCAAUGAAAUUUGCUCUCCAAAUCUCAUAUAUGUUCGAUCAACGGAUACGAAUCGUGUUAUAAACAGUGCAAAAGCAAAUUUGAUGAAUCUUUGUAAUGAAACUAUCCCAGUGCAUGUAGUGCCACAUAAAAAUGAUAAUAUACUAAAACGUGGUGGAAAGUGUGAUCGUGGUGAUUACCUUUGGAAAAAAUACAAAAAAUCUUCUUCAUAUUUAAAGCUAUUCAAAGGGCAUGAGUUGCUUAUCAAAUACUUGGAGAAGCAUUCAGGCAAGCGUCGAUUCGAAAUAGACAAUAUUCACUCUUUGUACGAUACCUUAUGGGUUGAACAAUUCAAUGGAAAACGUUUGCCAUCAUGGGCGAAAAGGGUUAUGGUGCCAAAUGGCGAAUUUGAAAAACUCGCAGUAACUAAAUUUAUAACAUUUACGCCCACAACUGAACUGAAAAUGCUGAGAUCCGGAUAUUUAUUAAAAGAAAUUUUGGAUCGCUGUAAAAAUAAAACUCUAUCCGAACUAUCACCAGAUCAAUCUCAACGAAUGUAUAUGUACUUUGCCCAUGACUUUACGGUAGCAAAUCUAUUGAAUAGUUUGGGUCUUUUUGCAGAACCAUAUCAGCCGCCUUUUGCUUCAUGUAUAUUUUUUGAGUUGUACAAUGGAACGAACGGACCGUAUCUCAAGAUUUUCUAUAGAAAGUCAGCAGAUGAAGACGAACUUUCACCGUUGGAAAUUCCAGGCUGUGGCACAGAAUGCUCCUUGAAAAAAUGGUAUAAGAUAUACAAAGAUAUCCUACCAACAAAACCGUUUGAUGAUGCAUGCAAACUAUAGCAUAGAAGUAAGGAAACAAAAGAAUAACUUAAAUACUUUCAGUAAAAUGUCAUAUAGAUUUUUGCAUUAAAUAUUAAAUUAAGCCUGCCAGAUUUUUUUUUUAGUCGAUCCGGGCCGG
Molecule: messenger RNA, 1319 nt
Organism: Contarinia nasturtii (swede midge)
Lineage: Eukaryota; Metazoa; Arthropoda; Insecta; Diptera; Cecidomyiidae
Product: lysosomal acid phosphatase-like
Exons: 6
Coding region: 74-1201 (375 amino acids)
Biological process (GO): dephosphorylation
Molecular function (GO): phosphatase activity
Source: RefSeq, a predicted model, not a curated record